AUGCUUGCUGCUCGUGCUGCCGCCCGCCCCAAGCUGGCCUUGAACACCUCUGUUGCCCAGAACACACGGCCAACACUAUCUCUCAAGUCUCCGGGUGUUCUUCCUCGAACUCCCAUCUCGCCAGUUACCACAGCAAGCCCAACAGCCAUGAGAUUCUCGUCUCUCCAGAUCCCCCAGAUCCCAUCACAUGGAGUCACAUCACACAGUGUCAAAUCACACGGUGUCAAGCCACACGCCUACACCAACUCAUGUUCAUCAAAGAGCAUUCUGAAGAAGCACCACUCAACAUACCCAGGUGCUCCAGAAAAGCGCAUUCAAUUCCAGUGCACACCAACAGUCUACUGCGUGACACCAAUUGAAAACCCAGAUGAAUACUACGGCAAACACACCAAGAUGACUCGCGAAGAACGACGAUGGUCAGUUCGCGAGUGA
Molecule: messenger RNA, 432 nt
Organism: Penicillium angulare
Lineage: Eukaryota; Fungi; Ascomycota; Eurotiomycetes; Eurotiales; Aspergillaceae
Exons: 1
Coding region: 1-432 (143 amino acids)
Source: RefSeq, a predicted model, not a curated record